AUGUGGACCGAGGUGGCCGCCUCGCCAUCAGGUGCCUGGCAGAGGCUCCACAAAGUCAACCAAGACCUCCAAAGCGAGCUGGAAGCCCAAUGCCAGCGUCAAGAGGUGAUCAAUCAGCAGAUUCAGUCGUUGAAGCGCAGCUACGCCGAGGCCAAGGAUGUGAUCCGGCACCACGAAGCCGAGAUUCAGAGCCUGCAGGCGAGGCUCAGCAAUGCGGCGGCUGAGCUCUCCAUCAAGGAGCAGACCUUGGCCAAGCUCAAGAGCGACCUGAGGAGCGAGAAGGAGAAAGCCAAAGAGCAGCUGGAGGAGUGGCAGCACGGUGAGGCUGCGCUCAGCUCCCAGCUGAAGGCCAGCGAGCAGAAGCUGAAGAGCGCAGAGAGGGACCAUCAGAAGGAAGUGCAGCGGCUCCAGGACAGGAUAGCAGAUCUCAGUGGGCAGCUGAAUGCCAGCGAGCAAGCACGGGUCCUCAUGGAGGAGAAGCUGCAGAGGAACUAUGAGGCUUUGCUGGAGAGCUGCGAGAGGGAAAAGCAGGUUUUAAUACGGAGUCUGAAGGAGGUGGAGGAUAAGGCCAACGAGUAUGAGAACCAGCUGCAAAACAGUGAGCAGCAAAUUGAGAUUCUGCAGAAGGAGAAGUUGAGCGCCAAGUUUGAAGGCAGUGAGCUGGUCCACCAGCUGGAGGAGCAGCUGGUGAUGAAGGAGGCCAGCAUCCAGAAACUCGCCGAGCACAUCAAGGAGCUCGAAAGAGAGAGGGAUCAGAUCAAAUGUCGGUUCCAGGAGCUCAUGAAUCAGGUUGCUGAAUCAGAUAACGAAGUUGCAAAGCUACAAGCAAAGUUGAAAAUGGAAGAGACUAACUACCACAAUCUGGAACAAUCGUUCGAGGAGGUGUCGGAUCAGUUCCGGGGUGUGCAGGAGGUGCUGAAAGAGAAAGAAGAAGAGCUGAGACACGUUAAGGAAAUGCACUUGAGAAUUGUGGAGAAGAAAGAUCAAGAUCUCAGUGAGGCUUUGGUUAAAAUGGUUGCUUUAGAUAGCAGUUUAGAGGAGACUAAAGUAAAGCUAAAGGCCAAGGAGGAGGCUUUAAAGAAAUUAGCUAGUGUGGGCACAGGUCCCUGUGCUGAGGAGGUAGAAGACCUUGGCCCCAGCCUUGAGGCUGACGAAAGUCAUUCGUCCCAACUGGGGCAGGCUCUGCAAACUCAGGAUGUCCUCCCAGCUCUGACUUACGCACUGAAGGAGGAGGAGGAUGAGGUGCUUGAGACCAACCAGAGGCAAGCAGAGGAAUUCGGUUCCCCAUCCAAAGCUGUAGAGCUUCAGGACCAAGAGUUGAUUCAAAAAGCCUUAGCAAAGCCUGACGUAGGAAUCAUGGGGGCCAAGAGGCAAAGGAUCCGUUUCUCAAGCAUCCAGUGCCAAAAAUACAUCCAUCCAGAUGGAUCAGAGAAAAACUGGACAAGCAGUACCUCUUCAGACACGAGCCAGGACAGAUCGCUGUCUGAGGAAAGCAUGUCCUCAGAGCCAGCUCUGGGUUACCCCUCAUCGGGGGCAGGUGACUCUGAGACUUACCUCUCCAUCAUCCAUUCUCUGGAAACCAAACUGUAUAUUACAGAGGAAAAACUCAAAGAUGUAACGAUGAAGCUUGAAAGCCAACACGGCCAUAACCAGGAGACACUCAUUGCCCUCCACCAGCAGUGGGCCAGCACAGAGUCCCAGCUGCGGGAACAGCUUCAGACCAGCCUGUCCCAAGUCAAUGCUUUGAUCUCGCAGCUGGAGAGCGAGAGGCAGGAAAAGUUCAAGCUCAUAGAAAGUCACGUCAGCGAGCUGGGAGGAGAGUUUUUGGGAGAAGAGGAGCAAGUCUCCAAGGAGCAGCAAGUGGAAGUGUUUGAUGCCAGCCAGCUGAGAUGGCUUUCUGAGAGAGUGGCAUUUGAGGCCUCUCUCAUCAACCAAAUAGCAGAGUCUUUGAAAAAUGCAAGCUCUGAGAUAGCCCAGCUUCUAAGAGAGAUCCAGGGAACAGCUGAGGUGGCUUUAUUGGAACCAGAAGAUCUUGCCCAGCAACUAAAGGACAAAUCCAAUGUUCUGAAGGAGAUAUCUGUUGCCUUACUCUCUCUGCCUCCCGAGGAGGCUAUGAGAGACUGUCAGAAGCUCCUGAAGAUAUCCCAGAGUCUUUCCUAUCAUUCAUGUAUGGGGGACCUGGAGCGGUAUUCCACUUUGUUAGUCCGUGAUGCAAUUGUUCAAGCUCAGGUUUGUUACGCUGCUUGCAAAGUCCGACUGGAGCACGAGAGGGAGAUGAAGUCCUACAAGGAGUCCUUGCAGAGCAUGGAUGCACUUUGCCAAGAGCGCGUGAAGACGGUCUCUCUCCUUCGGGAUGAGUAUGAAGACUUGCUCAGGAAGCAGCAGGGUGAGUACAGCGAGGUGAUCGCCGUGCUGGAAAGGGAGAACGCUGAUCUCAAAGCACAGGUGUCCCAGCUGGAAAGCCAGCGAAGGCUCUUGGAAGAGGAAGAGCACAAACACAGCAAGAGCUUGAGUGAGCUACAGGGACGGUACGAGGAGGAGAUCCGAAACGUGAUAGAGCAGCUCAACAGGACUGAGGAUGCUCUGAAGGCUGAGAGGACAGAGGGCCUCAACCAGCUGGAUGCCAUUGUCCGUGACAAGCAGAACAUGGAGCGAUAUCAUGUGGAGCAGAUGCAAACGCUGGAGGAGAGGUUCCAGGCCAAGAUCAAGGAGCUGCAGGUCAUCCACGGCGAGGAGCUGCAGGCGCUGCAGGAGCACUACAGCCAGAACCUGCAGCGCCUGCAGGAGACCCUGGAUGAGUACCAGAAGCAGCACCCAGAGUCGUCUCCCGCGGCGGGCGCUGGGGACACCUGGGUGGCCAGAGAGGCUGGAGGCACCGGGCAGGACCCUGGCAGUGACCUGGACUCCAUGCACGGCCUGAGGGAACGCAUCCAGGAGCUGGAGGCCCAGAUGAACGUCAUGAGGGACGAGCUGGAGAACAAACACCUGGAGGGGAACGCUUCCACCUUGAGGGAAAAAUACCAGAAAGACUUUGAAAACUUAAAGGUCUUGAUACGUUUAAAUCUUUAUGCUUUCUGCUGCUGA
This is a messenger RNA of Acanthisitta chloris (rifleman), 3084 nucleotides long. Its product is annotated as intracellular protein transport protein USO1-like. The record is from RefSeq and is a predicted model, not a curated record. The transcript is spliced from 5 exons. The coding region runs from base 1 to 3084 and encodes 1027 amino acids. NCBI's taxonomy places the organism in Eukaryota, Metazoa, Chordata, Aves, Passeriformes, Acanthisittidae.